GUGAUGGGGCUGAUCCUGAGCGUGGCCUCCUGCCUCAUCAUCUCCACCAACCUGCUGGUGGCGGCUGCUCUGCUCAAGCUCCUGCUCAAGAAGAGCAGCCAGAGCUGGUGCUUCGUCCUCAACCUGGCGCUGGCGGACGCUCUGGUCGGCGUCGCCAUCACCGGCCUCGCCACCGAGGAUUUCAACAGCGACAGCAUCCACAAGUGGCGAAGCGACGUCGCCGCCGACGUCCUGGUCAACGCCACGCCGGUCGCUCAGGGGAAGACCCAGUGUCUGAUUCGCAUGGCCUUCGUGACGUCGCCCUGCACGGCCUCCAUCUUGUCCAUGCUCCUGAUCUCGCUCGACCGCUACGCCGCCAUCAAGAUGCCGCUGCGCUACUCGCUGCUGUCCGGGAGGUUGACGGCAGCCGGGUUCCUGCUGGCUCUGUGGCUCAGCGCCAUCGCCGUGGGGUUCUCUCCAGUCAUGGUCCGGCAGCUGCAGGCCGACGGCGCCUACGACGGCUUCUGCGCCUUCUUCUCCGUCAUCGACAAGGCGAGCAUCGUGGUGCUGCUCUGCUCCUGCUUCUUCCCCGUGCUCUGCCUGUUCAUCUACAUCUACCUGGACAUCCUCAAGAUCGCCUGCAGCCACGAGAAGCAGAUCUGCAGAAUUCGACAGGCCAGCUCACGCGCAGCCGAGCAGCACCAGCAGUGGCAGCACCAGCACCAGCACCAGCACCAGCACCAGCACCAGUACCAGCACCAGCACCAGCACCAGCUGCGGAGCUGCUACUGGAGCCACUUCAAAGCCCUGAGGACGGUGGCGCUGCUGGUCGGCUGCUUCUUCUUCCUCUGGUGCCCCUUCUUCGUGGUUUGCAUCGUGCACACGGUGUGCAAGAGCUGCGAGCUGAAGAGCCUGCUGGAGAACCACCUGUGGCUGCUGGGCCUGACCAACUCCCUCAUCAACCCUCUGGUCUACGCCUGCUGGCAGCGGGAGGUGCGGCUGCAGCUGGCGGCCAUGUUUUCCUUCAUAAAGUGCAGGCUGUUGGCUGCAGGACCGCCGGGGGCUGCAGAAAGAUGCAACGCGCAGCCGCCCGUGCAGACUCAGGCCUGCGUGUCUGGAGGAGAUACCCACAAUCCUUCGCUGCUGCAGCCGACGACCACCUCUGAGGUCCACGCUGUGCCGCUAUCCGCCACGACCGGCUUGUGA
Stegastes partitus (bicolor damselfish) is the source of this 1185-nucleotide messenger RNA. RefSeq names its product G protein-coupled receptor 119 (gene gpr119). Gene Ontology annotation, cellular component: membrane. The record is from RefSeq and is a predicted model, not a curated record. Bases 4 to 1185 code for a protein of 393 amino acids. Gene Ontology annotation, biological process: G protein-coupled receptor signaling pathway. The transcript is spliced from 2 exons. Gene Ontology annotation, molecular function: G protein-coupled receptor activity. NCBI's taxonomy places the organism in Eukaryota, Metazoa, Chordata, Actinopteri, Pomacentridae.